Messenger RNA from Nycticebus coucang (slow loris), 4502 nucleotides. RefSeq names its product BCL2 like 13 (gene BCL2L13). The transcript is spliced from 7 exons. Gene Ontology annotation, biological process: apoptotic process; regulation of apoptotic process. The record is from RefSeq and is a predicted model, not a curated record. Gene Ontology annotation, cellular component: mitochondrion. The coding region runs from base 217 to 1668 and encodes 483 amino acids. NCBI's taxonomy places the organism in Eukaryota, Metazoa, Chordata, Mammalia, Primates, Lorisidae.
UGACGGAGGCACGCUGGGGGGUGACCUCACCCUCCAACAUGGCGGCGGCGGUAGAUUAGGGCUCUGGGUCGAAGCAACCUCCGCCACUGUGGGACCAGGUUGAAAGCAACUGCCGCCGCCGCCACCGCCGCCUCUUUCAUCUCUUCUGGGGCAGGGGCCAGGGCCAGGUUUUACACACCUGUGAGUAGACCUUUUUGGAGUUCUGCAGCCAAUUCAAUGGCGUCCUCUACUACUGUGCCUCUAGGAUUUCACUAUGAAACAAAGUAUGUUGUCCUCAGCUACUUUGGACUCCUUUCUCAGGAGAAGUUGCAAGAGCAUCUUUCCUCACCCCAAGGGGUUCAUCUAGAUGUAGUUUCACAAUCUCUGGAUCAAGAAAUUUUAUUGAAAGUUAAAACUGAAAUUGAAGAAGAGCUAAAAUCCCUGGACAAAGAAAUUUCUGAAGCCUUUACCAGCACAGGCUUUGACCGUCACACUUCUCCAGUGUUCAGCCCUGCUAACCCAGAAAGCUCAAUAGAAGACUGCUUGGCCCAUCUUGGAGAAAAAGUGUCUCAGGAACUUAAAGAGCCUCUACAUAAAGCAUUGCAAAUGCUCCUCAGCCAGCCAGUGACAUAUCAGACAUUUCGGGAAUGUACCUUGGAAACCACAGUUCAUGCCAGCGGCUGGAAUAAGAUUUUGGUGCCUCUGGUUUUGCUACAACGAAUGCUUUUGGAGCUGACGAGACGAGGUCAAGAGCCUUUGAGUGCACUGCUGCAGUUUGGUGUGACAUAUCUGGAGGACUACUCAGCAGAAUACAUCAUUCAGCAAGGUGGCUGGGGCGCUGUGUUUAACCUUGACUCAGAGGAGGAGGAGUGCCCUGGAGUCACUGCAGAAGACAGCAAUGACAUUUACAUCCUGCCCAGUGACAACUCUGUACAAGUCAGUCCUCCAGAGUCUCCAACUGUGACCACCUCCUGGCAGUCAGAGAGCUUACCUGUCUCACUGUCAGCCAGCCAGAGUUGGCACACAGAAAGCUUGCCAGUGUCUCUAGGUCCCGAAUCCUGGCAACAGAUCGCAAUGGAUCCUGAGGAAGUCAAAAGCUUGGAUAGCAACGGAGCUGGAGAGAAGAGUGAGAACAACUCUUCGAACUCUGACAUAGUGCAUGUGGAGAAAGAAGAAGUCCCCGAGGGCGCGUUAGAGGCUGCUGCGGCUGCCGGGGUCCUGCCUGCCGGGGAGCUGCAGGAGGCCUUCCCUGGAGCCCCAGCACCCUUGCUUCCACACAUCACUGCCACGUCCUUGCUGGAGGCAGGGGAGCCCCACGCGGAGGUGAUUGCAGCCGAGAAAGCCAGCCCUGCUACGUCUUUGUUUGUGGAACUUGAUGAAGAAGAGGUGAAAGCAGCCACACUUGAAGCUGGUGAAGUGGAGGAGGAGGAGAUCCCCGCGCUGGAACCCCCGGAAACACUGCCGGGCGAGGAGCCAGAUGUAGAGAGAGAGCGUCUUUACCCGGAAACACUGCCGGGCGAGGAGCCAGAUGUAGAGAGAGAGCGUCUUACGGAAGAGUCCUCCCCCGCUGGAAGAGCGAAGCCCUUGCCCUUGUCUGAGGGCAAGUCUAUACUGCUGUUCGGAGGGGCUGCCGCCGUUGCCCUCCUGGCCGUGGCAGUCGGGGUGGCCCUGGCUCUGAGAAAGAAAUAGAUUUUUCAGAAGAGGAAGAAGACGAAAGGAUCUAAGGUUUUGUUUGUACUGGCUGGCAUCUGAACCCCUAGCAGCUGUUUGGACAUUUGUGGAAAAUUCUGGGAUAACUGAGGGCUUCCGCUCAACAAGGUUUGAUCCACACAGUAGGGCUUGAGGUAGAAGGUGUUCACAGUUAUUGGAGUGUAGAUUCCAGGGGCUGUGGCUCACACUAGAUUCAAAAUCUUAUGAGUAAAGUCCUUCCCCAGAACAGGGUUUCUCAGCCUUACAUUAGUGACAUUAGGAGGCUGUCCUGUGUAUCGUAGGAUGUUUAGCAAUAUCCCUGGCUUCUACCCACCCCACUCCCAGUGAUGACAACCAAAAAUGUCUCCAGACAUUGCCAAAUGUCCCCUGCAAUAAAACAUGCCCUGUUGAAGGCCAGUGCUUUUGAGGGGGAGGGUUAAUUUAGGAAAAUUUGGGAUAGAAACUCCCAGGCAUGGGGGCCUAGCUGUGGGCCUUGUUGGCUCUUCACCCCUUGAAAGUCAUCUUCCUGUUGAACAGACUGUGUGCUGCAGCCACCCCCAUCCUGGAGUGUGAGAGUGCUUGCCCUGCACGCCACAGCUGCCUCUCAGGGACUGCACUGUCCUCCUCCCCCCAGGUUCCUGCUGAGAUUCCCCAGGAGAGGGCUCACUCUGUACUUGUGCUCCAACCCGUCAAGUCCCUGAAGCUCCCUACAGCUCCUCCUUGUAAAGAUGCUGCCUUUAGGAAUCUCUAAAAAAUAAAUACAGAAGACACCUAGGGUCCCCUCCCUGUGAGUGCAAUUGCAAGUAACUGGCCAGAGAGAGGCAUUUGUCUCGUUUAGAGGCAGGAGAAUGGCCUAGAUGGCCUACUGAGGUCUCUUCCAGCCCCUUCUUUCAGCAGUCACCCCCUUAGCUGUGGCUGCUUUUUGGCAACAUCUCUGUUGUUGGAUGGUCACUAUGACCCUUGACGAGUGUAGUUUUUCCAGUAUCUGACCUCAGUCUCAACUGCUGACCAUUUCUGUGGGUCUCUUGGCCAUGAUGUAAGGCUUUUCAUACUUGGACUUACAGAACCAUUUGGAUCAUAACUCCUAUUAAAUGUAGAAUGCAUCCUAUAUAUCGUUGAAAUAAAAAAUGGGGGGAAAAAGAAGCUUGAAUUUCAGGCCAGGUCACAGUGGCUCAUGCCUGUAAUCCUAGCACUCUGGGAGGCUAAGGAGGAUGGAUUGCUUGAGCUCAGCAGUUGGAGAUCAGCCUGAGCAAGAGCAGGACCCCAUCUCUACUGGGGGGCGGUGGAGGGGGUGGGGACGGGACAGAAAAAACUAGACAGGCAUUGUGGUGGGUGCCUGUAGUCCCAGCUAGCCUAAGGGUUUGAGGUUAUUGUGAGCUAUGAUGCCAUGGCACUCUAUGCAGGGUGACAGAGUAAGACUCUUGUCUCAAAAAAAAGAACCUUGAAUUUCAAGACUGAGGUUACCCUUGAAAUUCUAGUUUGGCUUUCAGAGUUCAAGAAUCAAGGUGUCUUUACCUAAACUUCAGAUGCCUGAGUGAUAAAUCUGAAUGAGCCUAAUCAGUGUCUGCUAGCUGAGGAUCAGCAUUAUUUUCUUUCAUAUGGCUGGUCGCACUUCUAAAGGAGGGAUGGGACUCCCAUCCCUUCCAUGCCUGAGGGUCACAGUGUCACUGUGCAGGGUAUAAAUGCUUGAUAAAAGUCAUCUCAGAUUUAUCUUAGGAAAUGUAACAAAUGACUUUUUUAGAUCCUGAAAUUUAUAAUAAAAAUACUUUACCAACUCUGAUCACUAAAACCUAAUGUUUUAAAUGUGCUUCUUUUUGAAAUUUAUUUUUUAAAAUAAAAUCUUCUCCCUAGGGCGGCGCCUGUGGCUCAGUCGGUAAGGCGCCGGCCCCACAUACCGAGGGUGGCGGGUUCAAACCCGGCCCCGGCUGAACUGCAACGAAAAAUAGCUGGGCAUGGUGGCGGGCUCCUGUCGUCCCAGCUACUCGGGAGGCUGAGGCAAGAGAAUCGCUUAAGCCUAGGAGUUGGAAGUUGCUGUGAGCUGUGUGAUGCCAUGGCACUCUACCCGAAGGGCGUAAAGUGACACUCUGUCUCUACAAAAAAAACAAAAAAAAACAAAAAAAAAAACAAAAAUCUUCUCCCUAAAGCAGUAUUACUUUAAAGUUGGUCAAGAAAAGGUCUGAGAGUGUUUGUGUGUCUUUUCAGCUUUAUUGUGCCACAAAUCUUUACGUUCUGAGUCUUAGUGUCCCAUUUAGGGAGUGGUGUUUUUAAGGGUUUGGGUGACCUUGAUUAAUGCAGCUGGAGGUGAGGAGGCAAAAGUGAAGGGAGUUUGUUUUUACAUGGUCUCUGGCAGUUGCAUCGAAUCUGUUCAAACUGAUGUGUUGCAUAGAUUAAGAGCAAACUGGUGAGCUAAUCUCGAAUUUUUGUCAUUUAUAAUCAAUUUUCCUUCCAGUGUUAACACUUUUAAACUUUAAAUCCUCACUUCUAUUGGCGGGGGACAUUUAAGCACUAAUAAAGCCAGGUUCACUUCUGAGCUGCUAGAGGAUCUGUGGCUUAGGUAGUGAGGUCUGCUCCCCACAAGAGUGGGAGGAGGAGAAGUGUGACACUGAGGCAGUGAUUGCUGCUUUAUUUACCCACCUAUUGGGCAUUAACCCAAAGCGAUUUGGCUAAUUGUAUUUUGCCCAGUGAUGGAAAACAGCUCUUCUUGUCUAUUGGCUUUCUCUAGAGCAGUGUUUUUCAAGAUUUUUUUGUAGCACAGCACACUUGAACCUGUAGUUAAACUUCUGUGGCACACUUAAAUUAUGUCAAUCAAAUAGAAUUAAAGAAUAUAUUUACUG